GCUGAGCGCACUUGCCAAAAACGCCACACCACGAGCCCUUACGCACGCUGUCACCUGCCCCAGUGGUUGUUAUUAUAUAGCCUGCAUUGCACUGGUAACCAGCGGUGCCAGCGCUAACGGGUGCAGCCAAGCGCAACACGCUCUGCUCUCUCACACUGCAACACCCUGCUCGUCGCAGCGCUCGCGUGAGGACCUUGAAACGAUGCCGCGCCCGGCCGCCCACGCCAGACGUGUUGUAGCACUGCUGUCACUGGCCGCAGCAUUCCUCGCGCCACAAACGCGCACGCGGCAUCAUCGACUGCACGCCAAAAAGCCUCCACCAAAAAAGCGCGACGGCCGGAGAUUAAAAAUUGCCACGAACCGCAAGGCGCGCUUCACCUAUGAAAUUAUAAAAACAAUGGAGGCCGGCAUCGCGCUCCAGGGCACGGAGGUCAAGAGCUGUCGAGACGGCAACGCGAACAUUGCCGAUGGGUUCGCGAGAAUAGAAAACGGCGAGUGCAUGCUGAUCAACGUCGACAUUGCGAAACACAAAACGACGGGCGACUACUUCCAGCACGACGCGCGGCGGCCGCGGCGACUGCUCUUACACAAGAGCGAGAUCCGCAAGCUCGCGGGGGACAUGGUCGACCCGGGGUUCACGCUCAUACCGCUUUCUUUAUAUUUCAACGACAAGAACCUGUUGAAAGUGGACCUUGCCUUGUGUAGAGGCAAGUCUCAAAGAGACAAGCGGAAGGAUAUUAAAGAACGGGAGGACAAGCGCAUGCUCGCGCGCGCGUCGAAGGGGGUGUACUAAUACUGUGUCUUACAA
Molecule: messenger RNA, 808 nt
Organism: Pelagomonas calceolata
Lineage: Eukaryota; Pelagophyceae; Pelagomonadales; Pelagomonadaceae
Source: the annotation of a GenBank genome assembly